Molecule: messenger RNA, 2445 nt
Organism: Symbiodinium necroappetens
Lineage: Eukaryota; Dinophyceae; Suessiales; Symbiodiniaceae
Source: the annotation of a GenBank genome assembly
AUGAGUCGUGAUGACAACAACUUAGAGGAGGGCGUGAUCCCCAACCGAGCCAACCCAGCCGCAGCCAGACCAGGCUCAUCUCCUGCAUCGCGAUCUGCCUGCCGAUGGAUCCUUGCCUUCAUCUGCAUGUACGACAGCCCGGAACGGCUACAGGUGCACUACCCGCCCCGCUUCAAAGUCUUGUUGACCGUGGUUGUGAUCAUGGCGGCUGCGUGGGUCACAAACUUCUUCAUCAGCGUGCAUCCGUUGCUAGAGGAGAACGAUGAUCCACCGGAGUGCAAGUACGCGCUGAAUCAGCUCAAGUACAAUGCACGUGUCCUAUUCGUGUACUUCGUGUGGUUCAGCAUCGCGCGGGCAUCGCUGUUUGUGCCGUGCGUGCUGGCACGUGUAGCCACUGUUCAAUCGCGGACUCACGGGUUCUGCCGAACGUACUGCGUGCACCUUCUCAUACGAGAUGGUCCAAUCUACAUCUUCGUGGUUGGUUCGGUGCUUUUCUGGUUCAACAUUCUACGCUCACCGAGCUGCGAAGACAGGAGUCCAGAGCUGUAUUCCAGGCUGAAGAUGUACGCGGUUUGUUCCUGUCUGUUAGCUUUCGCUUGCAUUGUCGAAGUCUAUUGGCACAACAAGCUGAUUACGAACACCUUGGAGUUCUACUCUGCUUGGGUGCCGGAGGUUUCGCGCCGAGCACCUCCAGACACAUUGGAGAAGCUCGAGACCCGGAGGUAUGAGGAGCAUGCUUUUGGAGACGAGGAGGGGAAGCAGUAUCCUUCGGAGUGCGCGAUCUGCUUGGGCAGCUGGGAAUCAGAAGAUGUGAUCAAGGUGACUCCUUGUGGACACGCUUUUCACCAGGAGUGCAUUGGUGGUUGGCUGCAAUCCGCACGCACUUGCGCACUUUGCCGGAAGGACCUUGUGGUGCUGACAGCGGAAGGCAGCCAUAGGCAGCCGGAGAUAUUGGGGAACAGCCCGGAUUUGGUGAAGCCCUCGGGUACAGAGGGAGACUUCCACGGCAAGUUGGAAACUAGCGUCCUUCCUCCAAGGAAGAUCUGUUUCAACGUAGGAGGAUUGCUCAGCUCGCUUGAGGACAGUAUGGCUAGGUACACCUUGGUGACAGAAGCUGGUGAGCAGAAGACUUCCAUCGGUUUUACAGGCAAGGCAACAGCAAACUACGCCAAUGGAGACAUUUACGAGGGCUUGUUCGAGAACGGCAUAAGACAUGGCCAAGGAACGUACACGUACCUGAAGGGAGACGUCUUUUCCGGGACCUUCGACAACAACCAGAAAACUGGUUUGGGCAGAAUCGUGUACAAGAAGGGUGGCUACUACCACGGGCACUUCAAAGGUGGCAAGCGCGAGGGUGAGGGCACCUUUCAGUAUGCAAACGGUGACAUUUUCUCCGGUUACUGGAAGGAUGGCAAGAAGCAUGGAUCCGGAACGUAUGUGUUCAACAAAACCAAGUACGAGUACAAGGGCGAAUGGAAGGAUGGGCAGAUCUCAACAGGAACGUGGACGCUCACCGUUGAUGGCACGCAGUACCAGGGAACCUUCCAGAGCCAGCUGCCAAGUACCAUCGUGGAAGGAUCCUAUGUGCAGCAGGUGGUGCCAUUGGACUCAGAGGAUGACAGUUUGUGCUUGCUGAAUCUCUACGGGCCACCAGCUCCAGCCAAUGGGCAAACGAGGAUUGCAGGUGGCAGUCAAGAAGUGCAUCAAGCGGUGGAUGAGAUCAACGCACAGGCUGUCGAGCUUGAAGAAGCAAUGAUGCAAGAGGCCAUGUACCAAAGCCUGGUAAACGUUCCCGUCGCGGAGGGGCAUGAGGAUCCGGACUUGCAGGCGGCGAUCCAGCAGAGCAUGCGCCCGCAAGCGCCGCCUGAGCCUGCUCCAACGGAGGAGUCGAUGCGAUUGCAGCGGCUGCUGGACAGCUUGGGCAUGAAACGGAUUGAUGUCGGAUCCACAAACCUGAGCGAAGACGGAGCACUCCUGAGCAAUCAGUGCUUUUACCUUGCAAUAGCCCGGAGCUGGCUUGCUUCUGCCGACCAUGGAAGUGGUAUGCUGGUCAGGGAUUCUGCUUUGCAGCUGAAGCGGGAGAUUGAAGCAUGCGUCUUCUGUGUUAGAGGAGAUGCACGGGAACUGGGCGAUGAAGCAGAGGCUUACACGGACUACCUAUCAUGCGUAAUCCAAGGGCAGAGCCCAGCCUCCGCUUCGGCCAUUGCAGAUUUGGCAAUUGCAAUCUUUGCAUCGAGCCUGGGUGGGAUUGAAGCCUACGAGGGACAAGGUUACUCCUCCCUCCCGCGAGAGCAGCAGAUCUCCAACCUGGCUCUGGUCUGGCACCGUCCUGGGCACUUCGAAGCCGUCGUGGCCAGCGAUGGAGGCAAGGUGGGCAUCAACUUACGAGAGCUCAUCGAAAUUGCUCAGGGGCAGAACGUGGUUGCUGCCGUGGUCAAAAACUGA